Molecule: messenger RNA, 677 nt
Organism: Linepithema humile (Argentine ant)
Lineage: Eukaryota; Metazoa; Arthropoda; Insecta; Hymenoptera; Formicidae
Source: RefSeq, a predicted model, not a curated record
CCCAGGCCUAGGUCCGCCGCCUCACCGACGCUGUCGUCGACGCCUUCGUCGACGACUUCGCACCCGCACUAUCUCAUGUAUGACGAAGACGGGGCCGCGACGGACCAGAAGAUGGAAGUGGACGAGCGGGGUGUUAUCGAGGCGAGCAGCAUGGUGAAUCCUGAACAGGUGAUGGCUGCCGCCGGUGGCAUCGGCGUGGGAGUCGGUAUCGGCGUGGGCGGACCAGGCGCGGCUACCGCGGGUGGUACAGGAUUGACUGGCUACUGGCAGCACGCGACCAGUGCUACAAGCUACUGGCCGUCGUUGUUCGACUGUUGGACGACACCGCCGAUCGCGUCCGGCUCGCAAACGCUGUCUUUGCCACGGGAUGACGAUUGAGGUAGAAUUUUGUCGAAAUACCGUACCGUAUACCGAAAUUUUAUCGAAAUACCGUAUAUCGUAUCCUGAUUCCUCAUCUCGUUACGAGAUCUUAUUUCGUUCUGUUAGAACGAAUUGAAUAUUUCAUAUUUAAGCAAAUGUGGCGCUGGACUAACACAUUUAUAUAUUUAUUGGAAAUUACUUUUUUUUAAAAAAGUAUGUAAGAGCCAAAAGAAUUUCGUGCAUAUAUCUUUAUAAAAUUAAGGACACAAAAUUAUGUUCAAUAUAUUAAUUAAUGUUGGAUUGAAUCGGAAAUGCAA